GGGUGGGCCCGGGGCUCGGUGGCGCCCCCGCCCGCGGGGAGGGCUCGGCGGACCGCCCACGCAGCGGCCGCCUCGCAACAGGUCGGCAGCCUUCCGGGAGCCUCGCCCUGCGCCGCCGCCCCGCGCUCCCGAGACCCGGGCGCUCCGCUCGGCCCGGGCCGCGGCUCCCAUGCGGUUCGGGUCCAAGAUGAUGCCGAUGUUUCUCACCGUGUACCUCAGUGACAGCGAGCAGCACUUCACCGAGGUCCCCGUGACCCCCGAGACGAUGUGCAGAGAUGUGGUGGAUCUGUGCAAAGAGCCCGGCGAGAGCGAGUGCCAUCUGGCUGAAGUGUGGUGUGGCUCUGAACGUCCAGUUGCUGAUAAUGAGCGGAUGUUUGAUGUUCUACAGAGGUUUGGCAGUCAGAGGAAUGAAGUUCGUUUCUUUCUCCGUCAUGAAUGGCCCCCCGGCAGGGACACAGUGAGUGGACCACGGACUCAGGAUCCAAGUUUAAAGAGAAAUGGUGUGAAAGUCCCUGGUGAACAUCGAAGGAAGGAGAACGGGGUUAACAGCCCCAGGAUGGAUCUGACUCUUGCUGAGCUCCAGGAAAUGGCCUCUCGCCAGCAGCAGCAGAUCGAGGCCCAGCAGCAAAUGCUGGCUACAAAGGAACAGCGCUUGAAGUUUUUGAAGCAGCAAGAUCAGCGUCAGCAGCAACAAGCUGCCGAGCAGGAGAAGCUCAAGAGGCUGAAGGAGAUGGCUGAGAACCAGGAGGCGAAGCUAAAGAAGGUGCGCGCCCUGAAAGGCCACGUGGAGCAAAAGAGGCUGAGCAACGGCCGACUGGUGGAGGAGAUUGAGCAAAUGAAUAGUCUGUUCCAGCAAAAGCAGAGGGAGCUCGUUCUGGCCGUGUCCAAAGUGGAGGAGCUGACCAGACAGUUGGAGAUGCUCAAGAACGGCAGGAUAGACGGACGUCACGACAGCCGGUCUGCCGCGGCUGAGCUCGACCGACUCUACAAGGAGCUGCAGUUACGAAACAAACUGAAUCAGGAGCAGAAUGCCAAGCUGCAGCAACAGCGUGAGUGUCUGAAUAAGCGCAAUUCAGAGGUGGCGGUCAUGGACAAGCGUGUUAAUGAGCUGCGGGACCGGCUGUGGAAGAAGAAGGCGGCCUUGCAGCAGAAGGAGAGCCUCCCGGUCUCAUCGGAUGGAAACCUGCCCCCGCAAGGGCUGCCGGCACCCAGUCGUGUGGCCGCAGUGGGGCCCUACAUCCAGUCGUCCACGAUGCCCCGCGUCCCCUCGAGGCCUGAACUUCUGGUGAAGCCAGCUCUGCCAGACGGCUCCUUGGCCAUGCAGGCUCCCGAAGGGCCGCUUAAAGUACACACACUGCCCAACAUGCGCUCUGGGCCCGCCUCCCAGGGUCAAGGCUCUAAAAUCCAUCUGCUCGGCCCUGACUGGAGCUCCUCAAGUGCAGACAUUUCCGCGAGCCAAGCCUCCGUGCCUGCGAGCUCAGGGGAUGCCCCGGACCAAGGUGAUGAUGGAGAGGUUCCCCUGAGGGAGAAGGAAAAGAAAGUGCGUCCCUUUUCGAUGUUUGACACAGUGGAUCAGUGUGCCGCCCCGCCCCCCUUUGGGGCUCUGAGGAAGAACCAGAGCAGCGAGGACAUCCUGCGGGAUGCUCAGGCUGCAAGUAAAAAUGUGGCUAAAGUGCCGCCUCCUGUUCCGUCAAAACCAAAACAGAUUAACUUGCCUUAUUUUGGGCAAACCACUCAGUCAGCGUCAGACAUGAAGCCGGAUGGAAACCCUCCACAGUUGUCAGCAGGUGUGGCGUCCAUGGGAAGUAAACCAAAAUCGGGGCAGCCACAGAGGGUCGUGGUAUCCCCCGGCGCGCCCUCGGCCAGCCAGGGCCAGGCCUUGUCUGCAGCUGGGAAGCAAGAGAGUCCUCCAGCCGCGGCCGUCCGGCCCUUCACCCCGCAGCCUUCCAAGGACACCCCUCCCCCACCCUUGCGGAAGCCCCAGACCGUGGCCGCCAGCUCCAUAUACUCCAUGUACACGCAGCGUCAGGCUCCCGGGAAGAACUUCCAGCAGGCAGUGCAGAGUGCGCUGACCAAGACCCAUUCCAGAGGGCCGCCCUUCUCCACCGUGUACGGCAAGCCUGUGAUCGCGGCCACCCAGAACCAGCAGCUGCACCUGGAGAACGUGUACUCCAGCAGCCAGAGCCAGACUGGCAGUCCCGAGCCGGAUGUGGAGCCUGUGGCCUCGGGCCAGGAGAGCCAUGAGAAUGAACGAAUUCCUCGGCCGCUCAGCCCCACCAAACUGCUACCCUUCUUGUCCAACCCCUACCGAAACCAGAGCGACGCCGACCUGGAAGCCCUGCGCAAGAAGCUUUCCAACGCGCCGAGGCCGCUCAAGAAACGGAGCUCGAUCACAGAGCCUGAAGGUCCUAAUGGGCCGAACAUCCAGAAGCUUCUGUACCAGAGGACCACCAUCGCUGCCAUGGAGACCAUCUCUGUUCCCUCGUAUCUGCCCACGCCGACGCCCGUGGUGGCCGAUUCUGACAGCCCAGUUGAAACCCAGAAUCCAUAUUUACACGUGGAGCCCGAGAAGGAGACAAUCUCUCUCAUUCCUGAACCAGUGUCCCCAGAGGACGUGGGAAGCGCCAGUUCCGAGAACAGUGACACGGCAGCUCUUUCCCCAGGCCUUGAUUACGUGGCUGAAGGAGUCCCGGACAGCAGCCCCAGUUUCCAGAACAGUGCAGAAGAACCAAGUGCAGAGGCCCCCCAUCCGCUGGAAGUGUACCUGGAGGAGUAUCCCCCAUACCCGCCCCCACCAUACCCGUCUGGGGAGCCGGAAGGGCCGGGAGAAGACUCGGGCAGCAUGCGUCCACCCGAAAUCACGGGGCAGGUGUCUCUGCCUCCUGGCAAAAGGACAAACUUGCGUAAAACUGGUUCGGAAAGGAUCGCUCAUGGAAUGAGGGUGAAGUUCAACCCCCUCGCUUUACUUCUAGAUUCAUCUUUGGAGGGAGAAUUUGACCUUGUACAGAGAAUUAUUUAUGAGGUUGAUGACCCGAGCCUGCCCAAUGAUGAGGGCAUCACAGCUCUGCACAAUGCUGUGUGUGCGGGCCACACGGAAAUUGUGAAGUUCUUGGUGCAGUUUGGUGUGAAUGUCAAUGCCGCAGACAGUGAUGGAUGGACCCCGCUGCACUGCGCGGCCUCCUGCAACAAUGUGCAGGUGUGUAAGUUCCUGGUGGAGUCCGGAGCCGCCGUGUUCGCCACGACCUACAGUGACCUGCAGACGGCGGCGGACAAGUGCGAGGAGAUGGAGGAGGGCUACACCCAGUGCUCGCAGUUCCUUUACGGAGUUCAGGAGAAAAUGGGCAUCAUGAACAAAGGAGUCCUUUAUGCACUGUGGGAUUAUGAGCCUCAGAACGGUGACGAGCUGCCCCUGCGAGACGGGGACUGCAUGACCGUCAUCCGCCGGGAGGACGAGGAGGAGACGGAGUGGUGGUGGGCACGUCUGCACGACAAGGAGGGCUACGUUCCGCGCAACCUGCUGGGGCUGUACCCAAGAAUUAAACCAAGACAGAGGAGCUUGGCCUGAAACUUCACAGAUUUUAGUUUCUGAAGAAUUAAUCUUUGUUAUCACUAAGAAAACGUAAAGUGAUUGUUUUUGGCAAAAAUUUCACAAGACUGACUUUAAUGACAAAGUAACUUGAAAGAAAUGUAGAAUGUCCUCUGGAAGAAAAUGAAGGAUUGGAGAAUUUGCUGUCUGUAGGGGACGUUCAGCACGACGGAUUGCAGCUUAAAAGUAAGCUGACCACACUGUUGGGGAGCGGCAUUCAUGGAGCACUUGGGAAGAUGAACAGUGACUAUCCUGGUUUCCUUGAGAAAUAGGGCCUUGUUUGGGCUCCUGGGAGGUCGGCUUCCUUUCCCACCUGGUUGGUGUUUGUCUGUACCUCCCCUGCCCCCACCAGAAUGGACCAGUGCCAUCGAGGCUCCUCUGCCUCUCCCACCGAUAGACCCCCAGGGG
This is a messenger RNA of Lontra canadensis (Northern American river otter), 3994 nucleotides long. It is a transcript of the gene TP53BP2, whose product is annotated as tumor protein p53 binding protein 2. Lineage: Eukaryota; Metazoa; Chordata; Mammalia; Carnivora; Mustelidae. The transcript has 18 exons. Gene Ontology annotation, cellular component: nucleus. The record is from RefSeq and is a predicted model, not a curated record. Gene Ontology annotation, molecular function: p53 binding. The coding region runs from base 170 to 3565 and encodes 1131 amino acids. Gene Ontology annotation, biological process: regulation of apoptotic process.